AUGUUCCAAGCUAAGUCUAGGACUAAUGAUCAGAGUUCGCUGAAGGCGGACAGCAAUGUUCAAGGUAAGUCCAAAGAGAGCGGGAACCUGCAUCAAAAGAUGAAAAAUGCUUAUACAACGGGUUCUGAACAACACAGGCCUGAUGAGAAUAGAGGAAAAGAUGAUCGAUUAGCCAAUCGUACUGCUCUCAAAGGCGUCCAUUAUGCGAAUGUCCCUCCUAAGGGCGUCAUUGUUGCGAAAAGUAACGAGUCGAGGCUACCUGCUCCAAACAAAGAAGGUACUCUGGGCUCAGUGCCUCUUGAGAAAGUGCAUCCAGAAGAGCUCAAACAAAGUAAGUCGAGGGACUCUAAUAAAUACGACACCUCUAUUCCAGGUCCUGGUCUCUUGGACCCAUUAAGUAAGGCCGAUCAGGAGAAACUCGACCACGCCAUCAAUUCUGAUUCCAUAGAUACCUUGUUUCCAUGGAGAAAUGUCGGUAAGUUUCAUGCUUCUGGGAAAGGUACUCCACAGGGUGUGGAUUCUAAAGUUAUAAAGGCCUACAUUAUGGAAACAUUCUAUAACGAUUGGUACUAUAACAUUGCCAUCGUUCUGGGCACAUGUUUUUUUUCAUGGUUAUUUGCCUAUAUGGGCUUUUCCUGGUGGUCAUUAGGGUUUAUAUUCUUAGCUACGUCAUCGGUUUAUAGUACCGAAUAUCGCCGUUUCAAUAGGAAUAUCAGGGACGAUUUGAAGAGAAUCACUGUAGAAGAAACUUUAUCGGGUCGUUUAGAAACUACGCAAUGGCUGAAUUCGUUCUUAUCCAAAUUUUGGGUCAUUUACAUGCCUGUUCUAUCCCAACAAGUUAAAGAUAUUGCCAACCCAAUUCUUGCCGGCGUAGCACCAGGUUAUGGUAUUGACGCAUUAUCAUUAGAUGAGUUUACUUUAGGUACAAAAGCUCCAUCUAUCAGAGGCAUCAAAUCUUACACAAAAACUGGUAAAGACACCGUAGAAAUGGAUUGGUCGUUUGCUUUCACUCCAAAUGACGUUUCUGACAUGACUCCAACAGAAGCGGCCCAAAAAAUUAAUCCAAAAGUGGCGCUAGGUGUUACUCUGGGUAAAAGUUUUGUCUCUAAGAAACUCCCAGUAUUAGUGGAAGAUAUGAAUGUAGCUGGUAUAAUGCGCAUUACAUUGAAAUUUGGUAAAAUUUUCCCUAAUAUUAAGAUAGUUCAAAUUCAAUUAUUAGAACCACCCUUAUUGGAAUUUGCCCUGAAACCAAUCGGUGGUGACACUUUGGGUUUGGAUGUCAUGUCCUUCCUACCGGGUUUGAAGAGUUUUGUCAAAACUAUGGUUGAUUCUGUUGCAGGUCCAAUGCUAUAUGCUCCAAACCAUUUCGAUGUAGACGUUGAGGAGAUUAUGGCAGCUCAAUCCAAUGAUGCCAUAGGUGUCUUAGUCGUCACUGUCACUUCUGCAAAAGGCCUAAAAGACUCUAAUUUCAUCACAAAUACAGUGGAUCCAUACGUUGUUUUAAAACCUGAAAAACCUCUUCCUGGUGAUGAAAAUGAAAUUCGUACUGCUAUUAAAUCUAACAUUAAAGACCCUACAUGGAACGAAACAAAGUACAUUCUUUUACCUACUUUAGACCAAAAGUUACAAAUGUCAUGUUAUGAUUUUAACGAUGUAAGAAAAGAUACUUUGAUAGGUACUCAUGAGUUUGAUCUCAGAGCUCUAUAUCAAAAUCCUGCUAUUGAAAAUUCUUCUUCUGAGUUGGUUGUUGGCUCCAAGUCUAAGGGUCUAUUGAACUAUUCUCUACAUUGGUUCUCUGUUAUCGAAAAGCCAUCUUCCACUGAAGAAAUGGAACAAGAAGAGGAAGAAGAGGAAGAAGCCGUUUCUGCUACUGCUGGUAUUGCCAAAUUGACUAUACAAAAGGUAAAAUAUUUGGAUGUCUCCUCUUCUUUGACAGGUAAUUUGAGUCCAUGUGGUGAAUUAUACAUUGAUGGUAAGCUGGUAAAGACCUUGAGAACCUUGAGACGUAUCAAUGAGCCAUCCUGGGGUGAAACUAUAGAAACACUUAUUAAAUCAAAAUCGAAUUCGAAGCUGACUUUAAAGAUCUUUGAUGACCGUAUAAACGGUAAAUAUUUGCUUACUGAAUAUUCUUCAAAUAUAGAAGAUUUAAUGGGUGCAGCUGACUUAGGCCAAGAAUAUGUAAAAGGUUCAUCAGGCGGUGAGAUUUAUUUCACUGCUCAAUGGAAACCAGUUGAAUUGACUGGCGCAUUUGCAGCAAAAGGCAGUGCUAACGAUCCUCUCGGAUGUAUCAAACUUCAUGUUAAAGAUGCACUAGUCAAAUCUUCAUUAUCUGGUUUCGGUGACAUAGACCCUUAUUUUGAAGUUUCUUUGAAUAGACAUGUGAGAUAUAAGUCAAGACAUUUUUCGGAAAAUAAGAACCCUAUAUUCGAUGAGCUUGUUUAUAUUCCUAUUACUAGCGAAAAUCAACUCUUUUCAGUGGCUUUAUAUGAUUAUCAAUCGGUAGGCUCUGAUAGAUUUAUAGGCCAAUACCAGGUACCUGUUUCGCAACUUAUUGAGAAGGACCAAAAAUCUGGACAAUACAGAUGUAAAGAGGAAUUCGAUAAUACAAUGCGUAGAAUGAAUUUAAGAGACGAAGGUAACAGAGGUACCAGUGAUACUAUGAAUUUAGCUGUUUCAUUUAUUCCAACAAUAAAGGUGUAUUCGGCAGAGGAAUUAUCUGCUGUUGAAGCUCAAGAGAAAGACUUACAGGAGAAAAGAGAUCAAUUUGAGAAAAAACAGGCUGACUUGAGACAAAAGAUGCAUGACAAUCCAAGUGAUUGGGAAGUUGCCGAAGUCAAUGAUCCAUUUGAAGAAGAAGAAAAAGAAUUGCACUCUAAAACAAAGAUGUCACUCGAUGAGUUGGUUUCGUACAACUCCGGUAUCCUAACUUUACAGGUUUUGAAUGGUCACCUCUCAAGGACGUCAACAUAUUUACAUAUCCUGGUCGAUAACAUACCGUAUCCUGAAUUUACUUCUUCCAAAUACAAAGGUGGUAAACUCGCAGGCGAAUCAUCAGGCAUUUUCAUCCGUGACUUAAAGCAUAGUAUGCUAUUAUUCAGAGUCUCAAAGGAGCGUUUCCCUAAGGAGGAGAACGACGUUAUUUCCGAGCAUUUUAUCAGUACUUUAGGUCUAUUGCAAAAGGGCUACGACAAACCAACAGAGGUGGACUUCCAGGGAUCUAAGGUUUUGGUUCAAUUUCUUUAUAAUCCAUCUCCUGUGAGACUUUCUGCUGCUGAAACUGUUCAAGAUACCGGUAUAUUGAGUUUGAAUAUACAAUCAGCGAGGGGAUUAUUAUCUGCUGACAGGAAUGGUAAAUCUGAUCCGUUUGUUACUGUCUAUGUCAAUGGUAAGAAAGAACAUAAAACAAAAACUAUUAAGAAGACCUUGGACCCUGUAUGGAAUGAAAAGGCUAAGUUAAAGAUUCCUUCAAAAACAAGAUCGGCAAUCACGUUGAAUGUAUUUGAUUGGGAUCGUGCAGGUGAAAAUGAUUUCUUAGGUAAGGUUGCAUUGGAUAUCAUUCAAAUGAAACCAAGUACAACAUAUGAUUGGGAGAUACCAUUGGAUACUCAAGGAACAAUCAAAGUACAAGCUACAUUUGAACCACAAUAUCUUAGACCCACUAUUGAGCUUCAAGAAAAGAGUUUAUCAGAUGCACCUUUGAGAGCUCUUGGUAACGUCUCCGGUGCUGGUAUGAAUGCCGCAUCUUCUGUUGCUGGUAUAGCAGGUGCAGGUGUAGGUGUUGCCUCUGGUGGUUUAAAGAAAGGCGGUAACUUGCUGAAAAGCCUGGGCGGUGGUUCCAAAUCGAAGCAGAAUGUCAUCAGUAAUUCUAGAAGUUCUGGCGAAAAUAGCAGGAGAUUACCUUUAUCAUCUAGUAAGCGUAAAGGCAGAACGUCUGCUGAUUAUGAUGCAUCUAUCCCAGAUAAUAGUUAUGCCCAGGUUAAUCAAAAUGGAGUAGCCCAACGUAGUUCAAUUGACAACCAACCACAAGUUGACGAUGGCGGUUACAGUAUUGCCGGUGUACAAGAAAUUGUGAAUAAACGCUCCAGGGCCAGUAGUUUUGCUCGCACUCUGUCACCAAAUAGUACUUAUGAAGGUACAUUAACGAUUAUUGCUGCCGAACAUAUUGCUAAGAAUGUUCAAUUUAAAGUAUCAUUAGCACAGAACGGUAAGAUUAAGAGCGUAUACAAAACCGCAAACCAUAGGGCACAAGAAAAUGGCAUAGUGACAGUUAACGAAACAUGUGCAUUUAAGGCGUCACCGGAGGCUAACCUGGUCAUUGGCGCCAUAUCCCGUCAUACGUUAGGUAAGGACAGAGACGUUGGUAUCGCGCAGAUUCUGUUGAACGAUCCACAAAUCCAUGUAGAAGAAAAUAUGGCUGUCAAACUAGCGGAGGGACGCAUCAUUGUCAAGGUCAACUAUGGGCACACUGGAAAUGAGAUCCCCCCAGUACCUGAGAUUCCGAAAGAAUACGCUCAGUAA
Kazachstania africana CBS 2517 is the source of this 4518-nucleotide messenger RNA. It is a transcript of the gene TCB3, whose product is annotated as Tcb3p. The record is from RefSeq and is a predicted model, not a curated record. Bases 1 to 4518 code for a protein of 1505 amino acids. NCBI's taxonomy places the organism in Eukaryota, Fungi, Ascomycota, Saccharomycetes, Saccharomycetales, Saccharomycetaceae. The transcript has a single exon. Gene Ontology annotation, molecular function: lipid binding.